AUGGCAUUCCAGGCCAAGAAGUUCCGCGGCUCCGCUGCCCAAAACACCCUCGCUGCCAGAUAUCGCGUCCAGAUGCAGAAGCACCCCUUCCUCCUCUUCGGACUACCUUUCAUCGCAACAAUGGUCGCCGGUAGCUUUUUCUUGACCCCGGCAACGGCUCUGCGUUAUGAGAGACACGACCGCAAGGUCCGCCAGAUGACAAGAGAGGAGGAGUUGGGCAUUGGCAAGAACAAGAGAAAGGUUGACAUGAAGGAAGAAUACUACAGGCUUGCUGCGAAGGACCUCGACGAUUGGGAGCAGAAGCGCGUCAAGAGGCUGCCGGGCGAACACGACGGGAAGCUCUAG
Diplodia corticola is the source of this 345-nucleotide messenger RNA. Its product is annotated as cytochrome c oxidase assembly protein cox16. The record is from RefSeq and is a predicted model, not a curated record. Gene Ontology annotation, biological process: mitochondrial respiratory chain complex IV assembly. Gene Ontology annotation, cellular component: mitochondrial inner membrane. NCBI's taxonomy places the organism in Eukaryota, Fungi, Ascomycota, Dothideomycetes, Botryosphaeriales, Botryosphaeriaceae. The transcript has 2 exons. The coding region runs from base 1 to 345 and encodes 114 amino acids.